AAUGCGUCUUGGUCAACCACCACCAAGAAAUGAAACAGCCUAUGAGAUUUGCCUUGCGUCGUUUCAGAUCCUUGCAAGGUGGAUGACGUAGCAAGACGCGCAAUGUGUAUAAAGUGAUGUCUUCAGCACAGUCUUUCGCUCUGCUAGAUUGCAAGAUAAACAAGACGAUAAACGAUACAGCAGAUUCCGCAUAAUUUUAUUUGAUAUUCUUCACAAUGGAGUGGACUAAGGCUACCUAUAACGAGCAGUACGAGAAGUGGGUUCCUUGGAUAGAGGACGUUUAUCUUCGUUGGUUCACCAAGGACAACAAGACAAGCUAUGCCGCCAAGCAAAACCUCGACAAGACCAAAGUCACUGGCAUUGAACAAGUCGACACUCUCCAAGAUGGCGUCCAUAACCUUGCCGCCGGCCAAGUCGGCCAAGGAGGUCUUCUUCAACCCGUCGGCGACCUUGCAUCAAAGGAGGGCGUGAACCGCGCCGAGCGACAAGGCCGUGAUGAGAACGGCGGAUACGUCAACAAGGAUGUUCCAGGCUCUGGAGCCAUGAACAGCACCGCGAAUGCUGUUGUCGGUGGAGGCCAGGGUGCUGCCCAGGGACUACAAGAUGUUGGAAAGGGUGUUGGUAACACCGUUGGCGGACUGCUUGGUGGUAAGAAGGAGUAAAUAAUUUCGAUUCUUCCUUUUGGUGUUUUGGUAAUGGACUUGGAUAAAGGGCUGGGUAUACCCUUCGGCUUCAUGGUCUCGGUAAAGGAUACGAUACAGGGUACGGAUAAGCGGUACUGUUAUGUGAAUGCUUAAUUAUUAUUGGUAAAUACCACGGAGCAUACUCUAUGCUUCAAUACAGAUUGAUCCCCCCAACAUCAGCUCUUCUUUCCUGACAAGCCGUGAAUGAGCAGGGCCAAGUCAACUGACAAGGAACGUGGAUCCAGUAACUUGGUAUUUAUUUAGUGAUUAUUAAUUUUGCUAUAAACUUGUAAUGUACUUGUUGGGUAUCCAAGUAUCUCAACCAAAUCAAGGAAUGUUUUAGUAAAUCAGGUUCUGUUCCAUCAGCCCAGCAGGGUCCGUAGAUCACUGCCAAGUUUCAUGUGAUACCAACGCAACCAAUCAGCAGCCCCAACUUAAAAGAGUGACACACUCCUAAACGCUGGUUCCCUCAUUCUUACCGGCGUGAGCCUCAGAAUCAAUGGUAGUCUCAGGGUUGUUGGCAUAGUCAUCCUCACCACUGAGCUCCUCAAGAGUCUUACGGGCAGUCUCAGGGAUAAGGAGAGUAGUGAAGAUACCGAGAAGCAUGAAGAGAGCGUAGAUCUCGAGGACGUGGUCCAUCCAGGGGGCCUCGUUCUUGUCGGUGGCACCGUGGGUGCGGAGGAUGGAGAUGGCACCCUGGCCAAUGAUGGAACCAAUCUUUCCUGAGGCAGCGGAGAUACCAUGGGAGGUAGAUCGGUAGCGGGUAGGGAAGACCUCACCAGGGACGAUGAAAGUGGUAGUGUUAGGGCCUGUAGUUGUUAGUAUACGUUUUUUCGUGGGAGGAAUAAAGACAUACCGAAGUUGAAGAAGAACUGGGC
Fusarium odoratissimum NRRL 54006 is the source of this 1561-nucleotide messenger RNA. RefSeq lists its product as uncharacterized. The coding region runs from base 216 to 662 and encodes 148 amino acids. The record is from RefSeq and is a predicted model, not a curated record. The transcript is spliced from 2 exons. Lineage: Eukaryota; Fungi; Ascomycota; Sordariomycetes; Hypocreales; Nectriaceae.